Messenger RNA from Phalaenopsis equestris, 2112 nucleotides. Its product is annotated as tubulin-folding cofactor D-like. Gene Ontology annotation, molecular function: GTPase activator activity; beta-tubulin binding. Gene Ontology annotation, biological process: tubulin complex assembly; microtubule cytoskeleton organization; post-chaperonin tubulin folding pathway. The transcript is spliced from 8 exons. The record is from RefSeq and is a predicted model, not a curated record. NCBI's taxonomy places the organism in Eukaryota, Viridiplantae, Streptophyta, Magnoliopsida, Asparagales, Orchidaceae. The coding region runs from base 112 to 2037 and encodes 641 amino acids.
UACUUGUACUUUUCUAAUUAUUUUUGCCAAUACAUGCUUCUGAUGCUGAAGUAUUCCCAGCUGUCAAGCUCGUUUUGGUAUCUAUAAUAGUUAUUGAAUGCAUCUUUAUUCAUGUUUCAGGAUAGAAGCCUGAGGGAACUAGCUGCACGGGCUAUUUCUGCUCUUGCAAAAUAUGACCCUGACUAUUUUGCAGGAUCUGUCCUUGAGAAAUUAAUGCCUUUCACUCUCUCUGUGGAUCUUUGCACACGCCAUGGUGCAACAUUGGCUGUUGGAGAACUUGUCUUGGCUCUGCAUGAAUGUAAAUUUCAUUUUUCGAUGGAAAAGCAGCAAAAGGUAGCAGGUAUUGUUCCUUCUAUUGAAAAAGCUCGCCUUUAUCGGGGGAAGGGAGGAGAGAUCAUGCGUUCUGCUGUAUCUAAGCUCAUUGACUGCAUCUCUAGUUCAGCAAUAUCCUUAAAUGAUAAAACAAAAAAGAUUUUACUUGAAACUUUAACAGACAAUUUAAAGCACCCCAAUUCACAAAUACAGAACGCUGCUGUUGAUGCACUAAGGAACUUUGUUCAAGCUUAUCUUGUUUCUGUUAAUGAAAAGGUCCCCAAUGGGAUUGUUUCAACAUUCCUAGAACUUCUUGAUGAUCCUAAUGUUGCAGCAAGAAGAGGGGCCGCAUUGGCUUUUGGUAUAUUACCUUACGAAUUCCUUUUUACAAGGUGGAGAGAAAUCUUGAGAAAACUAUGCAAAUCUUGUCUGCUUCGGGAUCAGCCUGAUGAUGCGGAUGCUGAAGCACGUGUGAAUGCUGUAAAAGGGCUUGUUACUGUGUGUGAAACACUAACAAGAGCUUCUAGUGAUCAAAGUACAGAAGAAAGCUCUAUUUAUAUUUUCAUCAGGAAUGAUGUGAUGAGGACCCUUUUCGAUGCGCUUGAUGACUAUGCAGUCGACAACAGAGGAGAUGUGGGCUCCUGGGUUCGAGAGGCUGCCAUGGAUGCGCUUGAGAGGUGCGCCUACAUCCUCUGCAAGUAUGAUGAGUCGGUUCCUUCCAAGCAGUUAUGCCCCUUGUUUGAUGAAAAAAUUGCCACCGACUUAGUAAAAGGCAUAGCAAAGCAGGCUGUUGAGAAGAUGGACAAAAUAAGAGGUGCAGCUGCUAGGAUUCUCCAGAGGAUAAUACAUUGCCCUCUGCAUUUUGUUCCAUGCAUACCACACAGGAAAACACUAGAAGAAGUUAUUCCUCUUGAUACAGAUUUGAAAUGGGAAAAUCCUACAGUGUCCUUCCCACGAUUUGUUCAGCUGCUUCAGUUUAGCUGUUAUAGUAGAUCUUUGCUAUCAGGAUAUGUCAUCUCUGUGGGUGGAUUGCAAGAGUCCUUAAGCAAGGCUUCAAAAGAGGCUCUACUAGAAUUUAUUGAUGUUUCAGAAGGUUAUAAAAUUCAAAAUUCCAACAAUAGAGAAUUUAUGUUGAGUACUGAUCUUCUUGGGGUCCUUCAGAACAAUCAGAAAUGCAACAGAAUAAUUCUGCCAACUAUGAAGACUAUCGAGAUUCUCUUUAGCAGAAAGGUCUUCCUAAAUAUGGAGGGCCACACUCUAGAUUUCUGCACAGGACUUCUAGAUUCACUGGCGGUUGAGUUGAAGGGAACGAAGGAUUUCACCAAGCUAUACACGGGAAUUUCAAUGCUUGGAUAUGUUGCAUCUGUUACGGAGCCUUUAAAUUGUCGUGCACUAGCUCAGUUAAUUUAUUUCCUUGGGCAUCGAUAUCCGAAGAUACGCAAAGCCGCAGCUGAUCAAGUAUAUCUGGUCCUCUUACAAAACACGACACUUAUGGACGAAGAAAAAGUGGAGAAAUUUGUUGAAAUUGUUACAGAAACGAGUUGGGAUGGUCCGCUUGAGGAUUCAAAGCAGACCAGGCUGCAGUUGCUUGAAUUGGCUGGCUUUGCAAAUACCAAAAUUACAUUUUCAACCCAUAGAGAAACUGGCAAGGCAUCCUUCCAGGACAUAUCUGGAACUGAUGAAAAUAUGUCAUAUUCUUCCUUAGUUGACUUCACUGGCUUCUAGCUGGCUCUGUAGUUAUGUAACAUAUGUCAUUUUAUUUUAUUUUAUUUUAUUAUUUUAAUUUUUUGUAAAAUUGUG